Knipowitschia caucasica is the source of this 4683-nucleotide messenger RNA. NCBI's taxonomy places the organism in Eukaryota, Metazoa, Chordata, Actinopteri, Gobiiformes, Gobiidae. The record is from the annotation of a GenBank genome assembly.
AUGUCACCUCCACACACUCCAGGUCACCUCCACACACUCCAGGUCCAUGUCACCUCCACACACUCCAGGUCCAUGUCACCUCCACACACUCCAGGUCACCUCCACACACUCCAGGUCCAUGUCACCUCCACACACUCCAGGUCCAUGUCACCUCCACACACUCCAGGUCACCUCCACACACUCCAGGUCCAUGUCACCUCCACACACUCCAGGUCCAUGUCACCUCCACACACUCCAGGUCCAUGUCACCUCCACACACUCCAGGUCCAUGUCACCUCCACACACUCCAGGUCCAUGUCACCUCCACACACUCCAGGUCACCUCCACACACUCCAGGUCACCUCCACACACUCCAGGUCACCUCCACACACUCCAGGUCACCUCCACACACUCCAGGUCCAUGUCACCUCCACACACUCCAGGUCACCUCCACACACUCCAGGUCCAUGUCACCUCCACACACUCCAGGUCACCUCCACACACUCCAGGUCCAUGUCACCUCCACACACCACUCCAGGUCCAUGUCACCUCCACACACUCCAGGUCACCUCCACACACUCCAGGUCCAUGUCACCUCCACACCCAGUCCAUGUCACCUCCACACUCCAGGUCCAUGUCACCUCCACACACUCCAGGUCCAUGUCACCUCCACACACUCCAGGUCCAUGUCACCUCCACACACUCCAGGUCCAGGUCACCUCCACACACUCCAGGUCCAUGUCACCUCCACACACUCCAGGUCCAGGUCACCUCCACACACUCCAGGUCCAUGUCACCUCCACACACUCCAGGUCCACGUCACCUCCACACACUCCAGGUCCAGGUCACCUCCACUCCAGGUCCAUGUCACCUCCACACACUCCAGGUUCACGUCACCUCCACACACUCCAGGUCCACGUCACCUCCACACACUCCAGGUCACCUCCACACACUCCAGGUCCACGUCACCUCCACACACUCCAGGUCACCUCCACACACUCCAGGUCCAUGUCACCUCCACACACUCCACACACUCCAGGUCCACGUCACCUCCACACACUCCACACACUCCAGGUCCAUGUCACCUCCACACACUCCAGGUCCAGGUCACCUCCACACACUCCAGGUCCACGUCACCUCCACACACUCCAGGUCCAGGUCACCUCCACACACUCCAGGUCCAUGUCACCUCCACACACUCCAGGUCCAGGUCACCUCCACACACUCCAGGUCCAUGUCACCUCCACACACUCCAGGUCACCUCCACACACUCCAGGUCCAUGUCACCUCCACACACUCCAGGUCACCUCCACACACUCCAGGUUCAUGUCACCUCCACACACUCCAGGUCCAUGUCACCUCCACACACUCCAGGUCACCUCCACACACUCCAGGUCCAUGUCACCUCCACACACUCCAGGUCCAUGUCACCUCCACACACUCCAGGUCACCUCCACACACUCCAGGUCCAUGUCACCUCCCACACACUCCAGGUCACCUCCACACACUCCAGGUCCAUGUCACCUCCACACACUCCAGGUCCACGUCACCUCCACACACUCCAGGUCCAGGUCACCUCCACACACUCCAGGUUCACGUCACCUCCACACACUCCCACACACUCCAGGUCCAGGUCACCUCCACACACUCCAGGUCCAUGUCACCUCCACACACUCCAGGUCCAGGUCACCUCCACACACUCCAGGUCACCUCCACACACUCCAGGUCCACGUCACCUCCACACACUCCAGGUCACCUCCACACACUCCAGGUCCAUGUCACCUCCACACACUCCACACACUCCAGGUCCAUGUCACCUCCACACACUCCAGGUCCAGGUCACCUCCACACACUCCAGGUCCACGUCACCUCCACACACUCCAGGUCCAUGUCACCUCCACACACUCCAGGUCCAGGUCACCUCCACACACUCCAGGUCCAUGUCACCUCCACACACUCCAGGUCCAUGUCACCUCCACACACUCCAGGUCCAGUCACCUCCACACUCCAGGUCCAGGUCCAUGUCACCUCCACACACUCCAGGUCCAUGUCACCUCCACACACUCCACACACUCCAGGUCCAUGUCACCUCCACACACUCCAGGUCCAGGUCACCUCCACACACUCCAGGUCCACGUCACCUCCACACACUCCAGGUCCAGGUCACCUCCACACACUCCAGGUCCAUGUCACCUCCACACACUCCAGGUCACCUCCACACACUCCAGGUCCAUGUCACCUCCACACACUCCAGGUCCACGUCACCUCCACACACUCCAGGUCCAGGUCACCUCCACACACUCCAGGUCCAUGUCACCUCCACACACUCCAGGUCACCUCCACACACUCCAGGUCCAUGUCACCUCCACACACUCCAGGUCCACCUCCACACACUCCAGGUCCACGUCACCUCCACACACUCCAGGUCCAGGUCACCUCCACACACUCCAGGUCCACGUCACCUCCACACACUCCAGGUCCAGGUCACCUCCACACACUCCAGGUCCAUGUCACCUCCACACACUCCAGGUCCAUGUCCACCUCCACACACUCCAGGUCACCUCCACACACUCCACACACUCCACACACUCCAGGUCCAUGUCACCUCCACACACUCCAGGUCACCUCCACACACUCCACACACUCCAGGUCCAUGUCACCUCCACACACUCCAGGUCCAUGUCACCUCCCACAUCCUCCACACAUCCAGGUCCAUGUCACCUCCACACACUCCAGGUCCAUGUCACCUCCACACACACUCCACACACUCCAGGUCCAUUCACCUCCAUCCACACUCCACAGGUCCAUGUCACCUCCACACACUCCACACACUCCAGGUCCAUGUCACCUCCACACACUCCAGGUCCAUGUCACCUCCACACACUCCAGGUCCAUGUCACCUCCACACACUUCAGGUCCAUGUCACCUCCACACACUCCAGGUCACCUCCACACACUCCAGGUCCACGUCACCUCCACACACUCCAGGUCCAUGUCACCUCCACACACUCCAGGUCCAUGUCACCUCACACACACUCCAGGUCCAUGUCACCACACUCCGGUCACACUCCAGUCCAGUCCACCCUCCACACACUCCAGGUCCAUGUCACCUCCACACACUCCAGGUCCACGUCACCUCCACACACUCCAGGUCCAUGUCCUCCGUCACCUCCACACACUCCAGGUCCAUGUCACCUCCACACACUCCAGGUCCAUGUCACCUCCACACACUCCAGGUCCAUGUCACCUCCACACACUCCAGUCCAUGUCACACCAGUCCACUCACACACUCCAGUCCAUCCUCCACACACUCCAGGUCCAUGUCACCCCAUCCACACACUCCAGGUCCACGUCACCUCCACACACUCCAGGUCCAGGUCACCUCCACACACUCCAGGUCCAUGUCACCUCCACACACUCCAUCCAGUCAGCCUCCACACACUCCAGUCCAUGUCACCUCACACACUCCUCCAGGUCACCUCCACACACUCCAGGUCCAUGUCACCUCCACACACUCCAGGUCACCUCCACACACUCCAGGUCCACGUCACCUCCACACACUCCAGGUCCAGGUCACCUCCACACACUCCAGGUCCAGUCACCUCCACACACUCCAGGUCCACGUCACCUCCACACACUCCAGGUCCAGGUCACCUCCACACACUCCAGGUCCAUGUCACCUCCACACACUCCAGGUCCAUGUCACCUCCACACACUCCAGGUCACCUCCACACACUCCACACACUCCACACACUCCAGGUCCAUGUCACCUCCACACACUCCAGGUCACCUCCACACACUCCACACACUCCAGGUCCAUGUCACCUCCACACACUCCAGGUCCAUGUCACCUCCACACACUCCAGGUCCAUGUCACCUCCACACACUCCACACACUCCAGGUCCAUGUCACCUCCACACACUCCAGGUCCAUGUCACCUCCACACACUCCACACACUCCAGGUCCAUGUCACCUCCACACACUCCAGGUCCAUGUCACCUCCACACACUCCAGGUCCAUGUCACCUCCACACACUUCAGGUCCAUGUCACCUCCACACACUCCAGGUCACCUCCACACACUCCAGGUCCACGUCACCUCCACACACUCCAGGUCCAUGUCACCUCCACACACUCCAGGUCCAUGUCACCUCCACACACUCCAGGUCCAGGUCACCUCCACACACUCCAGGUCACCUCCACACACUCCAGGUCCAGGUCACCUCCACACACUCCAGGUCCAUGUCACCUCCACACACUCCAGGUCCAUGUCACCUCCACACACUCCAGGUCCAUGUCACCUCCACACACUUCAGGUCCACGUCACCUCCACACACUCCAGGUCCAUGUCACCUCCACACACUCCACACACUCCAGGUCCAUGUCACCUCCACACACUCCAGGUCCAUGUCACCUCCACACACUCCAGGUCCAUGUCACCUCCACACACUCCAGGUCCAUGUCACCUCCACACACUCCACACACUCCAGGUCCAUGUCACCUCCACACACUCCAGGUCCAUGUCACCUCCACACACUCCAGGUCCAUGUCACCUCCACACACUCCAGGUCCAUGUCACCUCCACACACUCCAGGUCCAUGUCACCUCCACACACUCCAGGUCCAUGUCACCUCCACACACUCCAGGUCCAGGUCACCUCCACACACUCCAGGUCCACGUCACCUCCACACACUCCAGAGCGACUGA